Rubroshorea leprosula is the source of this 3458-nucleotide messenger RNA. Lineage: Eukaryota; Viridiplantae; Streptophyta; Magnoliopsida; Malvales; Dipterocarpaceae. The record is from the annotation of a GenBank genome assembly.
AAGAAUCAAAGGCAGAGAGAGAGAGAGAAAAGGAGAGAGAGAGAGAGAGAGGAACUUCUGUGUACGAGCUCUAAGCCUCUAAUUCACCUGCUGCAAUUUCCUGGCUGAAGGGAGAUAGAGGCCGACGAGGUGUUCUGCAGAGGCCAAAGGUGAAAGCGACUAGAGAGAGUGGACGAUUGAUUCGUAAAUCAAGAAAAUUUACGGUGAAUUCAGGGAUACACAAUAAAUAUAGUGACUGUAGCAUUUCCUCGGAGCCUGGAAUUUGGGGUUUUCUGAUCUGAUCGAGGGUGUUAAGGGAGGGAAAGUCGAGGAAGAAAAGGUGGUUGCUUGAUUGUUUUUGAAACUGUAGAGAAUUAGGGGGUUUUUCACGGAGGUGAUGGUCGAUUGAGGGAAUUUCGUAGCGAAGUUUGAGACUUUAGUGUUUGUUUGGGUUUUGAGUGAGUUGUUUAGAGUAGCAGAUGAGAGAUCUGAGCUGAGAUUUGCAAACAAAUGACGACUUCCGAUAUUUCUAUUAAAGUAAAUUCCGUCAACGGAAGAGGAGACAGUUUUUCUUCGGGUUACGGCGAGCUCACCAAUGGUAGAACCACCAUGGAUGGUCAGAAUAGUCAUUCCGCUCCUUCCGACACCGUCCUAGACCCUGAAACGGCGCUUUACAGGGAGCUCUGGCAUGCAUGUGCUGGUCCUCUGGUGACCGUUCCUCGGGUAGGAGAGCUUGUGUUUUACUUCCCUCAGGGACACAUAGAGCAGGUUGAGGCGUCCACUAAUCAGGUUGCAGACCAGCAGAUGCCAGUUUAUGAUCUUCCUGCAAAGAUCCUUUGUCGUGUGAUUAAUGUCGCGUUAAAGGCUGAACCGGAUACUGAUGAGGUGUUUGCACAAAUAACUUUGCUUCCUGAGUCUAAUCAAGAUGAAAGCAAGGUGGAGAAGGCGCCUCCCCCACCACCACCCCCUCGGUUCCAAGUACAUUCAUUUUGCAAGACUCUGACUGCCUCUGAUACAAGCACCCAUGGUGGCUUUUCAGUGCUUAGGCGGCAUGCGGAUGAGUGUCUACCACCUUUGGACAUGUCACGUCAGCCUCCAACACAGGAGUUGGUUGCUAAGGAUUUGCAUGCAAAUGAGUGGCGUUUCCGGCAUAUCUUUAGAGGUCAACCGCGUAGGCACCUGCUUCAAAGUGGCUGGAGUGUUUUUGUUAGUUCUAAGAGGCUAGUUGCAGGCGAUGCAUUCAUAUUUCUAAGGGGUGAGAAUGGAGAACUCCGUGUUGGUGUAAGGCGGGCAAUGAGACAGCAGGUCAAUGUUCCUUCAUCAGUGAUAUCAAGUCACAGCAUGCAUCUUGGUGUGCUUGCUACAGCAUGGCAUGCCAUUUCAACAAAUACUAUGUUUACAGUUUAUUACAAGCCCAGGACAAGCCCAGCUGAGUUUAUUGUGCCAUUUGAUCAGUACAUGGAAUCUGUAAAGAUCAAGUACUCAAUUGGAAUGAGGUUCAAAAUGAGAUUUGAAGGAGAGGAAGCCCCAGAGCAGAGGUUUACUGGCACUAUAGUUGGGAAUGAAGAAGGUGAUCCCAGUAGGUGGAAGGAUUCACAAUGGAGAUGCCUUAAGGUGAGAUGGGAUGAGAAUUCAACGAUUCCUCGUCCAGACAGAGUGUCACCUUGGAAAAUAGAACCUGCUGUGGCUCCACCGGCCCUCAGUCCACUUCCAAUGCCCAGGCCAAAAAGGCCCCGAUCAAACAUGGUGCCUUCAUCCCCGGACUCAUCUGUUCUUACUAGGGAAGGUUCGUCAAAAGUAACUGUAGACCCUUCAGCAGCAAGUGGCUUUCCAAGGGUCUUGCAAGGUCAAGAAUUCUCGACCUUGCGAGGCAACUUUGCAGAGAGUAAUGAGUCUGACAGUGCUGAUAAGCCUGUUGCUUGGCCACCUUCGGUAGAGGACGAGAAGAUUGAUGGGGUUUUGCUAUCUAGAAGAUAUGGUUCGGAGAACUGGUUGUCCUCAGGCAGGAAUGAACCAACUUAUACGGAUUUGCUUUCAGGCUUUGGUUCGAAUACUGAUUCAUAUAAUCCAUCUUUUGUUGAUCAAACUGCUGCAGUCACUACUCCAACAAAGAAACAAUUACUGGAUCAAGAGGGGAAGUUUAACUUGCUCUCUGGCCAAUGGUCCCUUGUGCCAUCUGGUCUGUCUCUCAAGUUGCCAGACUGUACUGUGAAGUCUCCCAUGCAGGGUAAUGAUAUUCCUUAUCAAGUACGAGGAAAUGUUAGGUACGGGGGUUUUGGUGACUAUUCCUUGCCUCUUGGUCAAAGGGUUGAGCACUCACAUGGAAAUUGGUUGAUGCCUCCCCCAGCACGAUCUCCUUUUGAGAACCCAGCUCAGUCAAGAGAAUUGAUCUCCAAAACAAUUUUGACACAAGAACGCGAGAGUGGGAAGCCGAAAGAAGGGAACUGCAAACUCUUUGGUAUUCCACUCAUCAGUAAUCGUGUUGAAACAGAGCCUGCUGUCCCCAGUAGAAAUUUGUUGAAUGAGCCUUUGCAUGCUGCAUCACACCAAGUUUGUGCUUUUGAGUCUGAUAAGAAAUCUGAACAGACAAAGGGCUCAAAGUUGCCAGAUGAUCAACCUGCUGUUGUUGAGCAGGAGAAACCAAUUCAGAUGUGCCAGCCCCAUGGCAAAACACAAAGCAAUUCAACACGGAGCUGUACUAAGGUUCACAAGCAGGGGAUUGCCCUCGGUAGGUCUGUGGACCUGACUAAGUUCAACAACUACAUUGAAUUAAUUGCUGAGUUGGAUCAAUUGUUUGAAUUUGGAGGUGAAUUAAUGGCUCCUAAGAAGAAUUGGCUGAUUGUUUAUACUGAUGAUGAGGGUGACAUGAUGCUUGUUGGAGAUGAUCCCUGGCAGGAAUUCUGUGCCAUGGCACGCAAGAUUUGCAUCUAUACAAGAGAGGAGGUACAGAAGAUGAAUCCAGGGACCCUCAGUUCUAGGAGUGAGGAAAAUCCAGCAGGUGUUGAAAGUGGUAAUGCAAAAGAAGUGAAAUGCUCAUCUGCAACUAGUGUAGAAAAUUGUUAAGACUUAUGUAUUAAUGGUUUUAGGUUCUAUGGAUGUGGAAAGUAGCUUGCAGAGCCCUUUGGAUGGUAAAUGAAGCAGUGGCUAAUUGAGAUGGAAUUGAUUUAUGAUUCCACUUCUAUUCAGAUAUAGAUGGGAGAAAUGAUAGUAUAUCCAAUUUUGGACAGUAUGGUGGAGGCAGGGGUAGCGUAUGGUGUCAAGUAAUAUACAUAAAAGUAUGGAUGUAUGCCCAUACUUUUAAGCAUAUGGCUAUGAUAUGCAGCUUUGCUUUGUACAGAGAUGUCCCUCUUUUUUCAACCGCUGAAUGUAAGUAAAAUACAUUAUGAUCUAAUAUCCUUUUUGAGUAAGAAAUGCAGUAUCUGUUGGGUAUUAUUCUAAUGCUAUUUUUAGUCAGCAGACAAUGAAAUAUGAUAUGAUCA